CCCGGAACAGGCCGCCAAGGGCGGGGCGAGGAAGCGGUGGCCGCACGGGUCGCUGAGGCUGCGGCGCCGCCUCAACCCCCGCUGCUUCUGUACGUCUGUCCUUCUGUCCGCCCGCCGCCCAGCCAUGGCUGCGCGGGUCCCCGCGCCACGGAUCCUGCUGCUGCUGCUGCUGCUGCUCCCGCCGCCUCCAGGUGCCCACAGUGAGGUAUGUGUGGCUUCCCGUGGACGCAGCCUCUUCCCUGAGUCCUGUCCUGAUUUCUGCUGUGGCAACUGUUACAACCAAUACUGCUGCUCUGAUGAGCGGAAGAAAUUUGUGUGGAACGAGGAAAGCUGUACCGUGCCUUGGGCCAGUGUGUCCACCGAUACGGAGCCACUGGAGCAGCUGGGCUCGGCGCUGAGGUUUCGUUCCAGCUUGGACAGCGACCCGAUGUCAGGGUUUGGGGCGACUGUAGCCAUCGGCCUGACCAUCUUCGUGCUCUCUGUCGUCACGGUCAUCAUCUGCUUCACCUGUUCCUGCUGCUACCUCUACAAGAUGUGCCGCCGGCCCCCGCGUUCGGUGGUCACCACCACCACGGCCACCACGGUGGUGCACACCCCUUACCCUCAGCCUCCAAGUGUGCCACCCAGCUACCCCGGGCCGACGUACCAGGGCUACCACCCCAUGCCCCUGCAGCCAGGGAUGCCAGCAGCACCCUACCCCACACAGUACCCUCCGCCUUACCCUGCCCAGCCGAUGGGCCCGCCGGCGUACCACGAGACACUGGCUGGAGGUGCGGCCAUGCCCUACCCUGCCAGCCAGCCUCCUUACAACCCGGCAUACAUGGACCCCCGGAAGGCAGCCCCCUGAGCAUGUCCUUUCAUCUCUGGCUGCCACUUGGUGUGUGUGUGUGUGUGUGUGUGUGUGUGUGUGCGAGAGAGAGAGAGAGAGAGAGAGAGAGAGAGAGAGAGAGAGAGGAUGGGUACGCAGGAGAGAGAGAGAGGGGAUGGGUACGAAGGCACGGUUUUUUUCUCCCUGUGCGUGGUGUUUGUGUCCGGUUUGUACACGAGGCUUCUUGUGAUGCCAACAUGGUGGGGAGCAGUCCUUGCCAGGGUUGCUGGGACCCUACUUCAUUCUCUUCCUCACUUGAAAUUGUGCUCUUUUGAAAUCUCAAAAUUCAAAGGCUGGGGUGGGAGUUCUGCCACCCCAGGGUGACCAGGCCGGUGGGGCCCAUCAUGCUAGGGCAGUAGGGCUUUUUGUGGGCAACGUGCCCGUGUGUUCUGGUUUUGGCGGGGUGGCUAGCCACUGCUCAAGGCCAUGGCCUGUCCCCAGGGUGUGGGCUACUCCUCAAGGAACCAGAGCCAUCGUGGCAUAGGGGUGAGGCUUGGGGCCUGGCUAAGCUGGGUUUUAAUCCUUGUAGCAGACAUCUCAUAGUCCCCAGAGCCGGUGCCAUACCCAGGAGAGGGCAGGCAGCCUCUUGAGACCAAAACAGUUGAGCCAGAGGCCCACCCACCUGAGCGCGGUCUGCCUGGACUGUCCCCGCAUCCUCCCUGGCACCACCUGGAGGGCCACACCCACCCACAGUUCUGGCUGCCUUGGCUGGCCAUGACCCCCAUCACAGGUAGGCAGGGCAGCCUCUGUCUGCCUGCACACUCAGGUGUCCUCCCUGCAGUGUUUUUGUUUUCCUUUUAGCCAAACAUUUUGACUGUUUCCUGUUUCAAAAGGUAUGUGAUAGUUUUUAUGAGGCUGAACCCCCUGGGUGCUGGAGGGAAAUUGGCCCACAGUGGAGAGGGGCCACCAGACCUCUGAUAGGCCCCACUUCUCCUGACACCAGCUUCACAGAAUAGCCAGCUUCUGUACCCCAGUCCACAGCGUGUCCUGGCACCUAGGACACCUGGGCCAAGGGGCCGUCUGGACCAAAGUUGGAAGGGGGCCCUAGGUGGCUGCUCUGGCCCAGACAUGAAUACCUCGGUGUUCCCUGUCCCUCUGUUAGUAUCUCACCAGAUCUUAGCUUUGUACCUGUUGACGUGUUUCUGAGAGUCUAGGGUCUGCACCUUUGUUUAUAAUAAAUGCAAACAUUUGGGGC
Ailuropoda melanoleuca (giant panda) is the source of this 2063-nucleotide messenger RNA. It is a transcript of the gene SHISA5, whose product is annotated as shisa family member 5. The record is from RefSeq and is a predicted model, not a curated record. The coding region runs from base 125 to 847 and encodes 240 amino acids. The transcript has 6 exons. NCBI's taxonomy places the organism in Eukaryota, Metazoa, Chordata, Mammalia, Carnivora, Ursidae.